AAAUGGAGACCCACCCUUUUUCCUACAGAAAGGAGAUGGGUGUGUGACGGACAAAGGCUGCGACGCCCGGAGGUGGAGGCAGCUGAAAGAGCACCCUGAGGGAUGCCCAAGAAAUUUCAGGGGGAGAACACCAAGUCGGCAGCCGCCCGGGCAAGGAAGGCUGAGGCCAAGGCAGCGGCUGAUGCCAAGCGGCAGAAGGAGCUGGAGGAUGCCUUCUGGAAGGAUGAAGACAAGCACGUGAUGAGGAAGGAGCAGCGGAAGGAGGAGCGUGAGAAGCGCCGCCUGGAACAGCUUGAGCGGAAGAAAGAACUUCAGCGCCUACUGGAAGAGGAGGAUGCCAAGCUGAAGGGGAAGUCGCCCAAGCCGCUAGUCCCCAGUAAGGUCACCCGGGCCCAGAUCGACGAGACACUCCGGAAAGACCAGAAGGAGAACGGAGAUGUUGUGGAAAAACAGAAGAGCCACCUUGAGGUGCCGUUAGAGGAGAACAUCAACAGGAGGGUGCUGGAAGAAGGAGCAGUGGAGGCCCGGACCAUCGAAGAUGCGAUUGCUGUGCUCAGUGUUGCAGAUGAUCUGGACCGUCACCCGGAGCGGCGGAUGAAAGCCGCUUUCGCCACUUUUGAGGAGGUGAACCUUCCCCGCCUCAAGCAGGAGAACCCCAACAUGCGCCUGUCCCAACUCAAGCAGCUGCUGAAGAAGGAAUGGAUGAGAUCUCCUGAAAACCCCAUGAACCAGAGGCACACUGCCUACAACAGCCAGAAAUAAGACUCGGGAGGGAGGGGGGCAGGCCGGUGGGAAGGAGGGAGCCUCCCUGCCCCCUCUUCCUCACCCCCCAAAAAAUAUCUCCAAGGACCGCAGACACUGCUGUGACAGGCCUCCUUGAGCUCAACUUUUAAGGAUUUAAAAGGUGCAACUAUUUUCUUUUCCUCUCCCCAAGCCCUUUGCUUUGUUGAUCCCUCCCCUACUGAAGUUCCCCAUUAAAUCAAGAGGGUUUUGCACCUU
Messenger RNA from Eublepharis macularius, 999 nucleotides. It is a transcript of the gene CCDC124, whose product is annotated as coiled-coil domain containing 124. Gene Ontology annotation, cellular component: nucleus. Gene Ontology annotation, molecular function: transcription coactivator activity. The record is from RefSeq and is a predicted model, not a curated record. Gene Ontology annotation, biological process: transcription by RNA polymerase II. NCBI's taxonomy places the organism in Eukaryota, Metazoa, Chordata, Lepidosauria, Squamata, Eublepharidae. The transcript has 5 exons. Bases 103 to 762 code for a protein of 219 amino acids.